AUGAUUGGCUGGAGACGUUCUCGGGCUUCUAACUCUCCCCUACCGCAAGGAGAGCAGCAGGAUGUUGAAGAUGUUAAACCUUAUGGACGUAGUGGUCCGGUUCCUGUUAGUGCUUCUGCUCCGGUGCCUGUUGGUGCCUCUGUUCCGGUUCCUGUUGGUGCUUUUGCUUCUGCUCUGGUGCCUUUUGGUGCUUCUGCUCCGGUGCCUGUUGGUGCUUAUGCUAUGGUUCCUGUUGAUGCUUCUGCUUCUACUUUGGUGCCUGCUGGUGCUUCUGCUCCGGUUCAAGCACCGGUUCCUGUUGGUGCUUCUGCUCCGGUUCCUGUUAGUGCUUCUGCUUCUGUUCGGUAUGAUAGUGCUCGUCCAGUUGGUGAAAUCGUCAUAGACAUCGAAACUGGACGUAGUGAUCCGGUUCCUGUUAGUUCUUCUACUCCGGUGCCUGUUGGUGCCUCUGCUCCGGUUCCUGUUGGUGCUUCUGCUUCUGCUCCGGUGCCUGUUGGUGCUUCUGCUCCGGUUCCUGUUGGUGCUUCUGCUUCUGCUCCGGUGCCUAUUGGUGCUUAUGCUAUGGUUCCUUUUGAUGCUUCUGCUUCUGCUUCGGUGCCUGCUGGUGCUUCUGCUCCGGUUCAAGCACCGGUUCCUGUUGGUGCUUCUGCUCCGGUUCCUGUUAGUGCUUCUGCUUCUGCUCGAGUCAUGCCGAGACGUUCUCGGGCUUCUAACUCUCCCCCACCGCAAGGAGAGCAGCAGGAUGUUGAAGACGUUAAACCUCAGGGACGUAGUGGUCCGGUUCCUGUUAGUGCAUCUGCUCCGGUGCCUGAUGGUGCCUCUGCUCCGGUUCCUGUUGGUGCUUCUGCUCCGAUGCCUGUUGGUGCUUCUGCUCCGGUUCUUGUUGGUACUUCUGCUUCUGCUCCGGUGCCUGUUGGUGCUUAUGCUAUGGUUCCUGUUGAUACUUCUGCUUCUGCUUCGGUGCCUGCUGAUGCUUCUGCUCCGGUUCAAGCACCGGUUCCUGUUGGUGCUUCUGCUCCGGUUCCUUUUAGUACUUCUACUUCUGCUCGGUAUGAUGGUGUUCGUCCGGUUAGUGAAAUCGUCAUAGACAUCGAAACCGUUUAA
Magnolia sinica is the source of this 1104-nucleotide messenger RNA. RefSeq lists its product as uncharacterized. Lineage: Eukaryota; Viridiplantae; Streptophyta; Magnoliopsida; Magnoliales; Magnoliaceae. The record is from RefSeq and is a predicted model, not a curated record. The transcript is spliced from 4 exons. Bases 1 to 1104 code for a protein of 367 amino acids.